Fundulus heteroclitus (mummichog) is the source of this 3783-nucleotide messenger RNA. RefSeq names its product glutamyl aminopeptidase. Lineage: Eukaryota; Metazoa; Chordata; Actinopteri; Cyprinodontiformes; Fundulidae. The transcript has 21 exons. Gene Ontology annotation, molecular function: peptide binding; zinc ion binding; metalloaminopeptidase activity. Gene Ontology annotation, biological process: proteolysis; peptide catabolic process. The record is from RefSeq and is a predicted model, not a curated record. Gene Ontology annotation, cellular component: cytoplasm. The coding region runs from base 339 to 3233 and encodes 964 amino acids.
UUUGUUUUAUCAGGUUAGUUGCGUCAUAAUCAGAAAAACCGGGAAAAGCAGAUUAUUUCUGAAGAGUUAAUUCCACUCAGCACAAUCCAGUCACUGUUUUGGUCUGUAGUUCACACUUUUCUUUUUUGUGUUGACCUCCAAGUACGUGCAACAGCAUGUGUCCAAACAUCGGGUUGCAUUCUCCAUCAGCCGGACAGAUAGAAGUUUUAUCCCCUCCAGCACCACAGGGACAAGCUCUGGUUCAGCUUUCGCACAGCUAAUCCGAACCCCGCAGGAGCUCUGAUUCCGGGUCAAAUUCACAGCCCCGUUACCUACGGAAGUUUGUAGUGAGAGUCAACAUGCCAGACAACAUGCAAAUAAGCCUGGAGAGCAAGGAGAAGCGUUACUGCAUUCGAGGCAAACAUGCAGCCAUCAUCUGUGCAGCUGUGGUGGUUUGCUCCUUGGCUGUGGGUUUAGGGGUUGGCCUCACUAGAACCACCUCCUCCCCACCAGCCCCCACAGCAGCCCCCACAGCGGCCCCCACAGGAGAACCUACAGAGCCCCCUCCAUCGGACAGAGGACCCUGUCUGCCUUCGUCCGACUCCAGUGGGGACUGGAAGAAUUUCCGUCUGCCUGACUACGUGAAACCGAACCACUAUGACCUUCACCUGGAGCCGGACCUGGACAGCGACACCUACACGGGAACAGUGGACAUCCAGGUGGAAGUCAGUAAACCCACCCAUCACCUGUGGCUGCACAUCAGGGAGACGUUUGUCAGCGCCAUGCCCAGGCUGAAGGUGCAGGACAGCCAGGGGGGGCAGAGGGAAGUGGGGGUCAAACGCUGCUUUGAAUACAAAUCUGAGCAAUAUGUGGUGGUGGAGGCCAUGGAGGAGCUCCCCAUCACCGGCCCAGGAGAGGUGUACGUGCUCAGUCUGGACUUCCAGGGCUGGCUCAAUGGAUCUGUGGUGGGAUUCUAUCGGGUCAUCUACACAGAGGAGGGGGUGACCAAGAAGAUUGCUGCAACAGAUCACGAGCCUACAGAUGCCCGGAAGUCAUUCCCCUGCUUUGACGAACCAAACAAGAAAGCCACCUAUAAUAUCUCCAUCACUCAUGACAAGAGCUAUGGCGCUCUUUCCAACAUGCCACCUGAGGGUCCACCUGAAGAACUGUCUGGGAAUAAAUUAAAAACGUCCUUCGAGAAAUCUGUUCCAAUGAGUACCUACUUGGUUUGUUUUGCUGUCCACCAGUUUGGCUUUGUGGAAAGGAUCUCUGCCAGUAAUAUUCCUCUGAGGAUCUACGCCCAGCCCAGCCAGUUAGCGACUGCAGAAUACGCAGCAAACACAACAAAGAUAAUCUUUGACUACUUUGAGGAAUAUUUCAACAUGUCAUACUCCAUCUCCAAACUGGAUAAGAUAGCCAUCCCUGACUUCGGUACUGGCGCCAUGGAGAACUGGGGGCUCAUCACCUACAGGGAGACCAACCUGCUGUACGACGAGAAAGAGUCUUCCUCCUUAAACAAGCAGCGGGUGGCGAGCGUUAUCGCCCAUGAACUGGUUCACCAGUGGUUUGGAAACAUCGUCACCAUGGACUGGUGGGACGACCUCUGGCUCAAUGAGGGCUUCGCCAGUUUCUUCGAGUACAUCGGCGUGGAGAAGGCCGAGCCGUCCUGGGGCAUGAGAGACAUCAUGAUCAUCAGCGACGUGCUCCCUGUCAUGGUGGACGACGCCCUCCUGUCCUCUCAUCCGAUCAUCGUGGACGUGUCCAGCCCGGCGGAAAUCACCUCUGUGUUUGAUGCCAUCUCCUACAGCAAGGGAGCGUCUGUUCUCCGUAUGCUAGAAGACUGGAUGGGAAGAGACGCGUUCAGAGAUGGCUGCAGGAAAUAUUUAAAGGACUUCUGCUUCAAGAACGCCAAAACAGCUAACUUCUGGGCUUCACUGGCUGAAGUGAGCAAAUUACCGGUUGCAGAGGUGAUGGACACAUGGACCAAACAGAUGGGUUAUCCUGUCGUAAAUCUCGCCGUCUCAGAGACGGACGCCAAACUGACCCAGGAGCGUUUCCUCCUGGACCCAUUAGCGAACCCCAGCGAGCCAGCCUCACCUUUUCUAUACAAGUGGACGAUCCCGGUCACAUGGUACUCUGUGAAAAGUGACAGGAUCGUGGAGGUGAUGUUUAACAAGGACUCUGCAGUACAUGUCAUCGAUAGUUAUUCGCCCGCAGAAGAUGGACUGCUAAAGAUAAAUAACGACCACAUCGGAUUCUACAGAGUCAACCAUGAAGACCACAUGUGGACCACCAUCAGCCAGCAGCUCCAGGCCAACCACACUGUAUUCGAUGCUGCUGAUCGGGCGAGCUUCAUCGAUGACGUUUUUGCUCUGGCGAGGGCUGAUAUUGUAGAUUACGGCAAUGCGUUCAAUCUCACAAAGUACCUGGAGGGAGAGUCGGCGUACAUCGUGUGGAGUCGUGUGGCCUCGUCCAUCGCCUACGUCUGGGACAUGAUGUCCACCAACAAGGAACUGAACCAGAUGUUUCAGAAACUGUUUCGCAACCUGGUUAAUCCGAUCGCGACUCAGGUCGGGUGGACAGAUGAGGGCUCACAAACAGAAAGGUUGUUGAGGGAAAGUGUCCUCAGCAUUGCAUGUCAGAUGGGAGAUGAAGCUGCUCUGAAUGAAUCAUCCAAACUGUUUGACCAGUGGAUAGCCCAGACCACCAGCAGCGUCCCCGUGAACCUGAGGCUGCUGGUGUACCGCUACGGCAUGAAGAAGUCUGGCAGCCCGGAGAAGUGGAACGAGAUGUUUCAAAGGUACAAAAGCUCGACUCUGGCUCAGGAGAAGGACAAGCUUCUGUACGGACUGGCGUCGGUGGAGAACGUGGAGCUCCUGAACAAUCUUUUGGAGGCCACCAAAGAUGAGAACGUAGUGAGGAGUCAGGAUCUGUUCACCGUGGUGCGGUACGUGUCGUACAACCCGCUGGGUCGGCAGAUGGCCUGGGACUGGACCACGUUAAACUGGGACUACCUGGUCAAGAGAUACACCAUCAACGACAGGAACCUCGGCCGGCUGCCCAAUCGGAUCACGACCACCUUUAACACGGAGCUGCAGCUGUGGCAGAUGGAGAACUUCUUCAAACUGACCCCAGAUGCCGGCGCCGGAGAGAUGCCCCGGCAGCAGGCGCUGGAGACGGUGAGGAACAACAUCGAAUGGAUCCGGAGAAACCAGGCUGAGAUCAGAGCGUGGCUGGAGAGCAACGUUGUCUAAAAAUGGGACCAGCAGAACCAGAACCCGGUCCGCUGGGUUCUGCAGCAACAGCGAUGCUGAGUUUAGUCUGUCAGUCUGGGAUGGACGUUUACCCCCAGCAGAAGAAAGACUCUUGAUUUUGUUGCUCAUUACCGAGGAAUUAACCAAGCCUUUUUUUUAUGUUUGUUUUCUGCAUUUUCCUCAAAAACAUUUGAGUAAAACACACAAACCAUCAGCUUGUGAAAGAAAUGGUUAAAAUAUUCAAUGCGUGUAAUUAUUUAUAAUUCAUUUUUAUUUAAUUCUGGUAAUGUGUGUAUUUGGAACCAGAGUGGCCAACAACAGGUAUCAGAUUUUGGAUUCAUUAAAUGCUCUGAUCAUGAAAUAAAUGCUUUGAUUGUGAUACCUGAUUUUAGAUUAGACAGAAACCAUCUAACUUUAGACCAGGAUUUUGCAGUUUUUCCAUUAUUUUCAUGGAAUAAUUGCACUGAAUUUCCAUAACAGAAUGGCACUUAAAGUACCAGUAAUAAUUGUUAGAUGUAUUUCUUUUUACUAAGUUGGAAACAAUAUAGGC